Messenger RNA from Trichosurus vulpecula (common brushtail), 1845 nucleotides. It is a transcript of the gene ELK1, whose product is annotated as ETS transcription factor ELK1. The transcript is spliced from 5 exons. Lineage: Eukaryota; Metazoa; Chordata; Mammalia; Diprotodontia; Phalangeridae. The coding region runs from base 679 to 1803 and encodes 374 amino acids. Gene Ontology annotation, molecular function: sequence-specific DNA binding; DNA-binding transcription factor activity, RNA polymerase II-specific. The record is from RefSeq and is a predicted model, not a curated record. Gene Ontology annotation, cellular component: nucleus. Gene Ontology annotation, biological process: cell differentiation; regulation of transcription by RNA polymerase II.
CUGGGCUGGAGGCCCCCAGCGCCCCUAGUAAUCCGCGAACGGACCUAUUUGUGGCCUUUCGUGCGAUCCGUCGGCAGCAUUGGCCCUAGCUGUGGCUUUUCUUCCCUAGGAGUUACAGGCAAACCUCCCUCUGUCCCUAUUCCGUAGUUCCUCUGCAUGGCUCCUGCCCCGGUAGCCCCGUAUGCUAAUAGGCCGCCCCAGACAUCCUGUCCUUCAUGUUGCCCUUUCUGCAGUAAUGGUGCCAUCCGCCCCGCCCCCUGUCGCAGUGAUGGACCAGGUUAUAUAGUCCUGUGCUGCUGUAACUUCAACAUUGAAUGACUAUCUUCCAAGUCUCCAUUCUACUGUUAUGGCUCUGUCUGUGACUUUGUGGGCCAAGCUGUCCACCCACAGUAGUAAGCCAAACUCAUGACUGUACCUUCAUUGGACUCCUCAAGUUAAUUAAUGGCUCCGUCUGUGGUACCUGCAAUGAGGGGUCAAGCCCUGAUUCUGUGCCCAUCCUUCAUAUUCCCUCUACAUGACAUUUCACCCCCAUAAUCAUACUCUGUCUUCUUCCCCCAUGUCUUCAUGCCCCACUUUGUCCCUUUGGAGUCAUGGGAUGGCCAGUGACCCACAGCUCCCCCUACACUUUGCCUCAUUGUUGUGCUAGAGCCACCCAAAGUCCUCUCUCUUCCCACCUUCAUGCUAACCAGCUGGCUGACUCAUGACCUUGUGUCUGGAGUGAUGGACCCAUCUGUGACCCUGUGGCAGUUUCUGCUGCAGCUGUUGAAGGAGCAGAGUAAUGGGCACCUAAUAGCCUGGACAUCUAGUGACGGGGAAUUCAAGCUGGUAGACGCUGAGGAAGUGGCACGGCUCUGGGGGCUUCGAAAGAACAAGACCAACAUGAACUACGACAAGCUGAGCAGGGCGCUUCGCUACUACUACGACAAGAAUAUCAUCCGUAAGGUGAGUGGGCAGAAGUUCGUCUACAAAUUCGUGUCCUUCCCGGAGGGGCCAGGCCAUGAUGGGGAGGAGGGCCAGGUCCGGGCUGAAAUUCCUCCAGAGCCCCUCCGGCCGCUGAAGGCCUCUCUAGGGAGCAUUGGGUCCUCUGCCCCCACCCCUGUGCGCAGCAGCCGGAAUGACUACAUGCGUUCUGGGCUCUACUCCACCUUCACCAUCCAGUCCCUGCAGCAGCUAAGCCCAGCCCGGCCACCCCGGCCAGUCCCGGAGCCACUUAGCCCAGCCAGCCUCGAGGCCCCAGAAGCCCGAACGCCGCUUCAGGUCAUCUUAAUGGCCCCCGCCGAAGGCCUGGCGGAGGCUGGGGAGGCCGAGGCUUCCGCCGCAGCGGCAUCUUUACUUCUUCCGUCCGAGACGAAGGGGGAGCGGCCUCUGGAGGAGAGGGCUGCUGUUGUCAUGGAGUCUGGCGCGGAGGUCGCUGAGUCGCCGGGCCCCGCCCCCGCGCCCACCUCAGCAGCCGAGGCUCACCCCCCGGCCCCCUCCAAGGGUCGCAAGCCCCGCGAUUUGGAGUUGCCGCUGGGCCCGAGCCCCGAGCCGGCCGCGGCUUCCGGCCUCGGCCCGGCCCUCACGCCCUCCCUGCUCCCCUCCCACGCCCUGACCCCGGUGCUUCUGACGCCCAGUGCGCUGCCCCCCAGCAUCCACUUCUGGAGCACCCUGAGCCCCAUCGCGCCCCGCAGCCCUGCCCGCCUCUCCUUCCAGUUUCCGGCCAGCAGCAGCAGCAGCUCCCAGGCACAUGUGUCUGUCCCCACACUCAGCAUGGACGGCCUCUCCACCCCCGUGGUCCUCUCCCCAGGUCCCCAGAAGCCAUGACUCUUUCUUUCCCAGGGACUUAAAAGACUGCUUUAUUUCAAA